AUGGGCGAAUACCUCAAGCUGGUGAAGGAGAUGUUACGCCUCUUCACAUACUCUGAUGCCCUGUCUGGCCGGAGAAAGAAUGGUGAAUGGUUGAGAAUGGUGCGGCAGGUGGAUUCUACGAAGGAGCGUACCUUUGUCUUGCAGGAACCACAUGUGACGACCCCGGGCUGGACUCGCAUCAUCCAUGGUGAAAGCCAAUUCGGCGAUCCACUCUGCAAAGUUGAUUUUAACGUUAGCGUUGUGAAUGUGUCCUCAGUGCUUUGUGCAGUGGGUAUAGAGACUCAAGAGACAGGAGGAUUUCCUAGUCUCGCCUUGUCUGUUUCCUCUGUUCUGAUCAUUAUUUUUGAAGUUGCCUGUUUCAUUGAACUGUUGGCAAUGUGCCUUCCUUGUCAACCCACAUAGAAGAUUUUCAUUCUUUGGAAGAAAAUGGCCAAAGUUGGGGGUUUUCAGAAGUUUCUAUAUUACACAAUCAUGUCUUUGAUGGGUUCUCCAGUGCUUAUAUGGCAUGCUGUAAUACCAGGUGCUUCAUUUUUUUGCAUAAAUUAUAUAUUUCAAAAACAUAACAUUAAUUUAGAAAUGUUAUCUGUUUCAUAUCCGCCUAUAGUUUCCAGGGCAUCAUAUAGUGACCCGGCUCUGUCUUCUGUCUGUGUCACAGAAAAGGAGGACGCUGAACACACAUUCUCUUUCUUCCACAUCAUUUCAGCCAAAAUAGCAUCUUUUUUUCCUAGCAAUAGCCAACUUCAUGGCCCCACAGACAGGGCUCAGUCAGUGAAGAAUGUCCAACACAAGACCAGACAAACAGACACAAGAAAUGUGCACUUUAUUGAGAGUCUCAGACAUAAUGAUACUGAAAUAGAAGAACACCAUGAAGUGGAACAAGAUGUUACCACAUCAGAUAAAGCACCAAUGAUUAGACUGUAA
Messenger RNA from Carassius carassius (crucian carp), 921 nucleotides. RefSeq names its product transmembrane protein 72 (gene tmem72). NCBI's taxonomy places the organism in Eukaryota, Metazoa, Chordata, Actinopteri, Cypriniformes, Cyprinidae. The record is from RefSeq and is a predicted model, not a curated record.